CUCUUAAUUCCCUGCGCGCUAACAUGGUUGAAAUCAAUCGAGAACACUGGAUCAAAGAUGCUGAGGAUUGUGAAAAGAGUGGCAGUAUAUUUACUUGUCAAGCCAUCAUACGAGCUGUGAUUGGCAUCAAUGUGGAAGAAGAAGACAGGAAACACAGCUGGAUGGAUGAUGCAGAUUCUUGUGCUGCCCAUCAAGCCUACGAGUGUGCUAGAGCCAUUUAUGCCCACGCUCUCUCUCACUUUCCCAGCAAGAAGAGCAUCUGGCUGAGAGCAGCGUAUUUUGAAAAAAACCAUGGUACAAGGGAGUCACUGGAGGCAUUGCUGCAGAGAGCUGUUGCUCAUUGUCCGAAAGCUGAAGUUUUGUGGCUAAUGGGUGCAAAAUCUAAAUGGCUGGCAGGAGAUGUGCCCGCGGCAAGAAGUAUUCUAGCACUGGCAUUUCAGGCCAACCCUAACAGUGAGGAGAUCUGGUUAGCUGCUGUGAAGCUGGAAAGUGAGAAUAAUGAGUUUGAGAGAGCACGUCGACUGUUACAGAAAGCAAGAGCUAGUGCGCCAACGGCCAGGGUUUUUAUGAAGUCUGUGAAACUAGAAUGGUGUUUGGGAGAAAUCAGAAAUGCUGAAAUCUUAUUAGAAGAGGCUGUAAAACACUAUCCAGAUUUUGCAAAAUUGUGGAUGAUGAAAGGACAAAUUGAAGAGGAAGCUGGGAAAAAGGAUUCUGCCAGGGAAGCUUAUAACCAAGGGCUAAAGAAAUGUCCACAAGCUAUUCCACUCUGGUUGCUCCACUCCAGAUUAGAGGAAUCAUCUGGUCAGUUGACUAGAGCAAGAUCAAUUCUGGAAAAAGCUCGACUAAAAAACCCACAGACUGAUAUCCUAUGGCUAGAAGCUGUUAGAAUUGAAAUGUCUGCUGGACUAAAAAACAUUGCCAACACAUUAAUGGCGAAAGCUCUUCAGGAAUGUCCAAACUCUGGGAUUUUGUGGGCAGAAGCCAUCUUCAUGGAAGCAAGACCACAGAGGAAAACUAAAUGUGUUGAUGCUUUGAAGAAAUGUGAGCACAAUGCUCACGUGCUUCUUGCUGCUUCAAAGUUGUUCUGGUGUGAGCGCAAAAUUAGCAAAGCAAGAGACUGGUUUAAUCGCACAGUGAAGAUUGAUCCCGAUUUUGGAGAUGCCUGGGCAUAUUUUUACAAAUUUGAGCUGACUCAUGGAGAGGAGAAGCACCAGACAGAUAUUAAACAGAGGUGUAUUGCAGCGGAACCCCAUCAUGGAGAACAGUGGUGCCGUGUUUCCAAAGACAUUCGUAACUGGCGCCUGAAGACUGAAGAGCUUCUACCACUAGUUGCCAGAUCUCUUCCGGUGCCAACAUAA
Molecule: messenger RNA, 1358 nt
Organism: Candidula unifasciata
Lineage: Eukaryota; Metazoa; Mollusca; Gastropoda; Stylommatophora; Geomitridae
Source: the annotation of a GenBank genome assembly